AAUAUAUAUACAAUCGUCCCACGGUCUAGGCUCGUAUAUAAAUGGGCUAGGUCAAUUUCUCUCGCAACGCCACUAUUGAGUAUUGAGUAUACCAUCCAACGGCUAAUUGUAUCCUUAAAUCAAACCUCCUUGGGGUUGGGGUGUUCGCGACUACUAGGAUUGAAUACGCAGUUCACUCGGAUUAGGGCUUAUUAGCUCCGUUCUCUGUUUUCUUGCUUAUGCGCAACAAUGGAUAACAAUCCUCAGAAUUCCGGUGCACAGUCUCUGCGGCCACCUGCAAUCGGAUCCAUUGGCUCUCAAAGUUUUGGAACAAACUUUUCAAUACAAUUCCGGCCUGUGGUUCCAUCACAGCAAGGACAGGCACAUGCGUUCAUGCAGUCAGGUUCAGGCAGCCAGCAAUAUCGUCCUCAGUUUUCUCAACCAAGACCAGGUCAGCCUCCCUCAUCACAAGCAAUGCCAAUGUCUUCUUAUAUGCAGCAGCAGCCAAACAUGCCAAUGUCUUCUUCUUCUUCUUCUUCUUCUUCUUCAUACACUUUCACUGCCCCGUCGUUUGGGACAAAUGUCUCUUCUCAGUUUCAGAUGCAGACACCUGUUGGCGGACAACCUUGGCCGUCUUCUGGAAAUCAAGGUCCACUAGCUGUUGCACCAAUGCCACAAACUGGACAUCAGCCCACAAAUCAGCAGGCAUUGAAUGUUCUACAUUCUUCUAGUCAAGAGGCAUCAUCAGAUUGGCAAGAGUAUACAGCUGGUGAUGGAAGAAGAUAUUAUUACAAUAAGAAUACAAAGCAAUCUUCUUGGGAGAAGCCUUUGGAGUUGAUGACACCUCUGGAGAGGGCCGAUGCCUCCACGGUUUGGAAAGAGUUCACAACUGCAGAGGGUAAAAAAUAUUAUUACAAUAAGGAUACAAAGCAGUCUAAAUGGACGAUACCUGAGGAAUUAAAGUUGGCCCGUGAGCAGGCCGAGAAAGAAGCUUCUAGAAGUAGUCAAACUGAGAUGGUGACUAAUCCGAAUGCUCCAGCCAUUUCAACACCUUCUGCACUUGAUCAAUCUUCAGUUAAUGACAUUUCUUCAACAAUACCCAGGGUGGCUUCAAGCCCUGCCCCCCAUAAUGUGGGAUCUGAGUCAUCAUCUGUUGCAAUCCCUCUUAAUCCAGCAGUAGUUGCUGCUUCUAUGAUUCCUCCCAACUUACAUUCUUCUCCAAUGAAGAUGGAGGAUUCAUCUUCACAUGGUGUUCCAAAAACCUUAGAUGGAGUAUCAACGCAUGACACUGAGGAAGCCAAGAAGGGCAUGGCAGUUGCUGGAAAAGUGAACACGACACAAAUAGAGGAGAAAGUUGUGGAUGAUGAACCCUUUAUCUAUGCGAGUAAGCAGGAGGCAAAAGUUGCAUUUAAAGCUUUAUUGGAGGAUGCAAAUGUUGAGGCUGAUUGGAACUGGGAGCAGGCAAUGAGAGUGAUCAUAAAUGAUAAAAGAUAUGGUGCAUUAAAAACACUUGGUGAACGGAAGCAGGCAUUCAAUGAGUAUCUGAUGCAAAGAAAGAAAUUGGAGGCUGAGGAGAGGCGCUUGAGGCAAAGAAAAGCAAAAGAAGAGUUCACAAAGAUGUUAGAAGAGUCCAAGGAAUUGACAUCAUCCAUGAGAUGGAGCAAAGCCAUGGCAAUGUUUGAAGAUGACGAGCGAUAUAAGGCUGUAGAUCGACCUUCUGACAGAGAAGAUCUUUUCCAAAACUACUUGGUUGAUCUGCAGAAGAAAGAAAGAGCAAAAGCUCAAGAGGAGCAACGGCAGUACAGAUCAGAGUACAAGCAGUUUUUGGAGACUUGUGGGUUGAUUAAGGUGGAUACUCAGUGGCGGAAAGUUCAAGAUCGUUUGGAAGAUGAUGAAAGAUGUUCGCGCCUUGAUAAGAUUGAUCGCUUGGAGAUUUUCCAAGAAUAUAUCCGUGACCUGGAGAAGGAAGAAGACGAACAGAGGAAAAUAAAAAAGGAACAUAUAAAAAGGGUGGAGCGUAAAAACCGUGAUGAGUUUCGCAAGAUGAUGGAAGAGGAUGUAAAUUCGGGUACACUUACGGCUAAAACUCAAUGGCGCGAUUACUGUCAGAAGGUGAAGGAGUCUGUAGCUUAUCAGGCUGUUGCUUCAAAUACCUCUGGCUCAACUCCAAAAGAUUUGUUUGAGGAUGUUGCUGAAGAGUUGGAGAAGAAGUACCACGACGAUAAAACUCGUGUGAAAGAUGCUAUGAAAUUGAAAAAGGUGAGUGUUGUGCCAACAUGGACAUUUGAAGAUUUCAAGGCUGCUAUUGAGGAUGACAUCAUCUCGUCUUUAUCAGAUAUUAAUCUGCAGCUGGUGUAUGAAGAUGUAGUUGAGAGGGCCAAGGAGAAAGAGGAGAAGGAAGCCAAAAAGCGUCAGCGUCUUACCAAAGAAUUCACUGACUUAUUGUACGACAUCAAGGAUAUAACUGCAUCAUCUACGUGGGAGGAGUGCCAGCCACUGUUUGAGGAAACCUCCGAAUACAGAGGUAUUGGUGAUGAGGGGGUUGCUCGUGAGGCCUUUGAGGAAUACGUGGCUCGUUUGGUUGAUAAGGCAAAAGAGAGGGAACGCAAACGGGAGGAGGACAAGGUGAGAAAGGAGGAAAAGGAGAGGAGGAAGGAGAAAGAACGGAGAGAGAAAGAGAAGGAGAAAGAAAAGAGAUUGAAGAAGGAUAAGGAUGAUUCAGAUAGUGAGAAUUUGGAUAUGAUGAUGGAGAUUACUACCACCACCACCAAAGAGGAUAAGAAAAGAGACAAAAAACAUCGCAAAAGGCAUCACCACCAGCAGCAGCAGCAGGAUGAUAAUGAUGAUGAUGCCACUUCUGAUAAGGACGAAAGGGAGGACUUGGACUCCUCCUCCAAGAAGUCAUCAUCGCGUAGACAUGGCAAAAAAUCAAGAAAGCAUGCAUCCGCAUAUUCACCUGAAUCGGAUAGCAGGGAUAGUGAAAGCAAGCAUAAAAAACAGAAAAGAGAUUCCCGUAAAAAUGGCAAUGGUGGUGGUGAGGAGCUUGAAGAUGGGGAACUCGGUGCGGGUGAGGAUGGGGAAAUCCAGUAGUCCACUGUCAUGUUGUGUGAGGACUUGUACUUUAUUGGAUUGGGUAGCAGAGUUAGUAGCUUUAUUUUAUAUUUACUGUCUUGUCAUUUAGAAUGAAUUGAUUCUCUUUUUUAUUAAUUUUUACCAUGUCUUUUUUCAUAUUACACACACCCACCUCUUACCAGUUACCAAUGUAUGUAUUAUAUUACUUUUGUAUC
This is a messenger RNA of Lactuca sativa (garden lettuce), 3266 nucleotides long. Its product is annotated as pre-mRNA-processing protein 40A. Gene Ontology annotation, molecular function: protein binding; RNA binding. Lineage: Eukaryota; Viridiplantae; Streptophyta; Magnoliopsida; Asterales; Asteraceae. Gene Ontology annotation, cellular component: U2-type prespliceosome; U1 snRNP. The record is from RefSeq and is a predicted model, not a curated record. Gene Ontology annotation, biological process: mRNA cis splicing, via spliceosome.